AUGCCCUCCUUUCAUGGCAGCUGCGCACAUGACCACGAUUGCGAGGCCCAGGACUGCAGCAGCGCGUGGUCCCUUUACCAGCACAUUGACACGCAGCGGGUGCGGUGCCUCAAUGAGGCCGUGGAGGGGUCGUGCCGCAAGGUGUUUAAGCCGUGGCAUCUGCGGCUAGAGACCAGCAGCGGCACGCAGCUAGACAGCGAGGAGGACGACCCCGAGCUGCUGCUGCACGUGCCCUUUGACGGCGCCGUCAAGCUGACAGGCAUCACCGUCAUUGGCGGCCCCGACGGCGCCAGCCCUUCCAAGCUUAAAGUCUACAUAAACCGGGACGACCUCGACUUUGCCACCGUGGCUGACCUGCCGGCAGUGCAGGAGUGGGAGCUGCUGGAGAACUACAGCGGCCAGAUCGAGCACCCCAUGCACGCCGCCAAGUUCAGCGGCGUGCACAGCAUCGACCUGCACUUCCCCGCCAACUUUGGCGCCGCCCGCACCACCGUCACCUUCAUCGGCCUGCGCGGCGAGUUCACCGAGCGCAAGCGGCAGGCGGUGGAGGCGGUGUACGAGUCGAAGCCCAUGCCGCAGGCAAGCACGGACCACAAGGUGCCGGAGCAGCAAGGAGCGGGGUGGAACCUGGGCAUGUAG
Messenger RNA from Chlorella variabilis, 639 nucleotides. RefSeq lists its product as hypothetical. The transcript has 6 exons. The record is from RefSeq and is a predicted model, not a curated record. The coding region runs from base 1 to 639 and encodes 212 amino acids. NCBI's taxonomy places the organism in Eukaryota, Viridiplantae, Chlorophyta, Trebouxiophyceae, Chlorellales, Chlorellaceae.